Apiotrichum porosum is the source of this 465-nucleotide messenger RNA. It is a transcript of the gene SSS1, whose product is annotated as Sec61p translocation complex subunit. Lineage: Eukaryota; Fungi; Basidiomycota; Tremellomycetes; Trichosporonales; Trichosporonaceae. Gene Ontology annotation, molecular function: transmembrane protein transporter activity. Gene Ontology annotation, biological process: post-translational protein targeting to membrane, translocation; protein targeting. Gene Ontology annotation, cellular component: membrane; Ssh1 translocon complex. The record is from RefSeq and is a predicted model, not a curated record. Bases 1 to 465 code for a protein of 154 amino acids. The transcript has 5 exons.
AUGUCCGAGAGCGUCAAGGACCUCAUUGAGAUCCCCUCGAGCUUCUUCAAGGAGUCGACUCACUUCAUCAACCGCUGCGUCAAGCCCAACAAGGAGGAGUUCAUCCAGCUGUGCCGUGCCAUCUCGAUCGGCUUCUGCGUCAUGGGCUUCAUCGGCUACGUUGUCAAGCUUAUCCACAUCCCAAUGUUCGUAACCGCCGCCAACCAGCUGGCAUCGAGGCUCUUCUCUUCUCUCUUCUCCCCAGCGUUUGCGUGUAUGGGCGCUGACAGACCGCUCUUUUCCUUACCCGGCGUUUUCGUUGGUCCCUUUCGUUCCCUUCGUCCUACAGCAACAACAUUCUCGUCGGCGGCGCAUAGGGUGGAAUGGGCGGAUUUUUUCGAUGCAUUGUAUACCGGGCUAUCACUCAACCAUCGCUCGCGCAAGAGGGAUCCGAGCGGGGGGGAUGGGACAGCGGCGGGAAACUGA